[Torrubiella] hemipterigena is the source of this 2320-nucleotide messenger RNA. Lineage: Eukaryota; Fungi; Ascomycota; Sordariomycetes; Hypocreales; Clavicipitaceae. The record is from the annotation of a GenBank genome assembly.
CCUCAUUCUAUCCUUCUUCGGCGGCCACCAUGUUCUCAGACAAAGGCGGCGAAAAGAACGCCUAUCCAAACGUCCCAGAAACUCUGCGAGCAGAGCCAUACCGAAACAUCACCUCUCCCGAACUUAUAAAUCGAGCUGAUACGGCUCCGUCUAUUACACCGUACUUGAGUCUCCGCUCGAGACUCUCUCAGAUAUGGAUCAACAGAUGGACAGUACUGCUGUUGCUUGUCCUCGUCAGACUAGUGCUCCUUAUUGCUCAGCUGACAAGUAAUGUUGGCGAUGCAAAGACGCAAGCACUGUCAGCGUGCUCCAAGGUCGAGGACGUUGGUAGCGCCAUGGCGUCCAUGCCACACUACUUGUCCGUCGGUGUCAAUGAGCUGACUGGCAAGGGCAUCGAGACAGCGGUCCAUGCCAUGGUAGACAUUCUGGAUCUCAUCAUGCAGGGUGUCGAAGGUAUCAUCAUUUUCUUCAUAAACUUCCUCACAGCAACAUAUACCUGUCUCAUCACUGCCAUGGUCCAUGGCAGCUUGGACGUGGUCGCGUCCGUGACCAAGGAUGCAACCAAGGAAUUCAACGAUGUCAUUGACAAGGCGGCCAGCGAUAUUGACAGCAUCUCCAAGGGUCUCGAGGGCGGAAUUAACAAACUCGUCAAGGCGAUCCAGGGGAGCGUGUUUGGUAGCCUGCUGCCAGAUGUACCCAAGGUAGACUUUUCCGGCCCAAUCAACAGCCUCAAGAAAUUCGACCUCAACUCAGACGACUUCGUCAAGGAUGUGCAGCAGCUCAACAAGGACAUUCCAACUUUUGACCAAGUCCAGAACCUCACCAAAGAGGCUGUCAGCUUUCCCUUCAACAUUGCCCGCGACGCCCUCAAGGAUGCCUAUGGCAACUACCGCUUCAGAAAGGACAUCUUCCCCUUGGCACAAAAGAAGCGCCUCACCUUUUGCUCGGAUAAUAACACCAUCAACGACUUCUUCACGAAGCUCUUCCAAAUCAUUCACACAGCUCGCAUUACCUUUAUUGUGGUGCUCGUCCUGCUUGCCGUGCUUGCCAUUGUUCCCAUGACAAUCUGGGAGAUUCACCGUUGGCGCCGACAGCAGAAGCUCGCCAAGGUUGUACAAAACAACCAAUACGAUCCUAUGGAUACGGUAUACAUCGCUUCUCGUCCAUGGACCGCACGUACCGGCAUCAAGCUGGCCUCCAAGUUCAACGGUCAGCGAGCGAUCCUAGUCCGCUGGUGCGUCGCAUAUGCUACUUCACCUGCCGCCGUUUUCGUCCUGUCUCUUGCUAUUGCAGGUCUCUUUUCGUGCUUUUGCCAAUGGCUUCUUCUCAAGGUUGUGCAGAAAGAAGUCCCCGAGAUUGAGGACAAGGUCGGCGCGUUUGCUGGUGAAGUUGUCAACAGUCUCAAGCAAGUCUCGCAAGAUUGGGCCAACGAUGCCAACCACGUAAUUACCGGCAUGAGCGACGACAUUAACAAAGACGUGCUGGUCUAUGUUAGCAACGCCACCGAUGCCGUCAACAACACUCUCAACGUGUUCCUCAAGGAAAUGGACAAGGGCCUCAACACUGUUUUCGGCAACACCAUCCUGCUCGAUCCCAUCAAGGGCGUCCUGCACUGUGUCAUUGGCAUCAAGAUUGAAAACGUCCAAAAGGGGCUUACAUGGGUCCACGAUCACGCCAAGGUUAGCUUCCCUACUCUGCCUGGUGACAUCUUUAGCGCUGGUGCCAACAGCUCCAUCUCUGGCGACGGGGAUAUGAACACGUUUCUCGCUUCACCCUCAUCCGUCACUACUGAUGAGGUAUCUGGUGCUGUGCUGCAUGUUGUGAACUGGCUCAAGAAUAACAUUAUUCAAGAAGCCCUCAUUUCGACUGGCGUGCUGCUUGUCUACAUCAUCGUUGUCUUGAUUGGUGUCGUACGAGCACUGGUUGGCAUGGCUAACCCGAAAGCCGGCCGAGCAGAGGGUGGCAUAAGAUAUACGGGAGAGGAUCGUCCUCCUCUGAGCCCAAGAUCUCAGCAGCUAGCGUUUGAUGCUGGGCAGGAAGCCAGAUCGACGACACGCGAGGUCAGAGGUGAAAAGGCAGCUUACGCGGGGAGGUCGCGGCCAGUCUACACGAGUGAUAAGAAGAAGCGAUAUGAAGGUCAGGCCUUUUAGUAAAGUCAAGUUCAUCUGAUAAGGAUUCAUUGUUUUGGGUAUACGUUCUUUUUAACGAAUCAUGCAUUUACGCUAGCAAUCUUCUGAUAAUUUUGUACAAAAGACUAGACCACUGGAAUUGCUAACUUUUUAUAUAAUUUUAAAAAUUUAAAAUUUGGAAAUGAUUAUAC